Molecule: messenger RNA, 8532 nt
Organism: Oncorhynchus masou masou (cherry salmon)
Lineage: Eukaryota; Metazoa; Chordata; Actinopteri; Salmoniformes; Salmonidae
Product: leucine-rich repeat and calponin homology domain-containing protein 2-like
Exons: 22
Coding region: 29-2278 (749 amino acids)
Molecular function (GO): protein binding
Source: RefSeq, a predicted model, not a curated record
UGUUAUUAUUGUAAUUCCUCUUGUGAAAAUGGCGUCGAGUCAGGGAGGUGUGGGAGCUGUACCGGCUCUUUCAAACCAUCACUUAUCCAACGGACCUCACUGGAACCCGGGGAUCAACCAGCAUCAGCAUCAUCUCCACACGACCCGGAGUUUAGACCGCGCUCUGGAAGAUUCCGUGUGCUCAGGAACGUUGAAUCUUAGCGGGAGGAAGCUGAGAGACUACCCUGGAUUGAGCUAUGAUCUUACUGAUACAACACAGGCAGAUCUGUCGAAGAACAGGCUCACAGAGAUCCCUCCAGAGGUGUGUCUGUUCGCCCCCCUUGAGUCUCUCAACCUCUACCACAACUGCAUCAAAUGCAUCCCUGAAGCCAUCAUCAACUUGCAGAUGCUGACCUAUCUAAACAUAAGCCGAAACCUUCUCUCAACAUUGCCAAAAUACCUGUUCAACCUCCCUCUCAAAGUGCUGGUGGUGAGCAACAACAAGCUACUGUCUGUCCCAGAGGAGAUUGGGAAGGCCAAAGAACUGAUGGAAUUGGACAUCAGCUGUAAUGAGAUCCAGGUGCUGCCCCCUCAGGUGGGGAGGCUCCAUUCAUUACGGGAACUCAACAUCAGGAGGAACUGUCUUCACAUGCUGCCUGAGGAGCUGGCUGACCUGCCACUCAUCAGACUGGACUUCUCCUGCAAUAAAAUCACAGAGAUCCCUCCUGUCUACAGGAGACUCAGGCAGCUGCAGCACAUCAUCCUCGACAACAACCCUAUGCAGUCCCCACCUGCACAGAUCUGCCUGAAGGGCAAGGUGCACAUCUUUAAGUACCUGAACAUCCAGGCUUGUAGGAUGGAUAAGAAACCUGACUCUCUGGACCUCCCUUCUCUGGGCAAACGCUGCCUUCCCCAGCCUCUCACAGACAGCAUGGAGGAUUUUUACCCCAGUAAGAACCAUGCUCCUGACUCUGGUAUCGGCAGUGACAACGGGGAUAAAAGACUGUCUGCGACAGAGCCCUCUGACGAUGAUACCAUCAGCCUGCACUCUCAGGUCUCAGAGACGGCCCGCACCGACGCCCUCUCUCUCCUCUCCAAGAUGGACUCAGGCAAAGAUCAGGUAUCCUUUGACUUCAUCGAGCCCAACGCAGAGGAAGAUGCUGCCCUGUCAGACGGGCAGCAGAGUGGACCCUACAUCUCAUGUAUAAAGGAAUUGGAGAAGGUUCUUAACAAGUCACACCAAAGCAAAGAUAAGGAGAACUGGAAAGAGGAGUCUGGCUCUGAAAAAGAUCAGCUAGUUGAGGAGGAUGAGGAUGAGCUGAAGGAAGUGCUGGACCUGAGAAAGAUCGCUGUCCAGCUCCUGCAGCAGGAGCAACAGAACAGACGACGGUCCUUAAUUUGUAGAGCAGAGAGUCUAAUUCAUCGAAGGAGGGUUGCCGGCCGAGCACACAGGUUCCUCAGUCACUCUGGCAGCUCCAGCAGCAAACAGAGGUCCCCCUGCCAGGCCAUCCGCAGUGCCUCUCUGGAUGAAGGGAGCAGUGGACCGUCAGUGCUGAGUGGGCAGGACCCUGACUUCACAGACGAUGACACAGCUUUCUCUGAGCCGUCCUCUUCCUGCUCUUUCGAUGGCAGUCUAAAGUCAGAGUCUGACACAGAGCCAAAAUGGCCAGAGGUUCCACCCGUACUCAACCAGAACGAGGAACGCAGGAGGAACAAGUAUCUGAGGAAAGAUUAUCUUAAGUACAAGUACCAGAGUGCCCGAAGAAACUCCAGUGGGAAUGACGAGUGUGAGGAGGGGAUGCGGAAUGCUGAUUUCAGCAGCACCCUCACAGUGUUUGGUCUGAAGCCAAGAUCAGCAUUCUGUCGAAGCAGCCGUCAAGAGUUGUCAGACCCCAGUUUCACCAUGAGGAGGAAGAUGGAACACCUGAGAGAGGAGAUGGAGCAGAUUGGCGUCCUACGGCAGAACCUGGAGUCCAGACUGAAGGUCUUGCUGCCGGACGAUGUGGGAGCUGCUCUGAUGGAUGGCGUUGUCCUGUGCCAUCUGGCCAAUCACAUUCGUCCUCGGUCAGUGGCCAGCAUCCAUGUACCCUCCCCAGCAGUGCCAAAGCUUAGCAUGGCCAAGUGCCGCAGGAAUGUGGAGAACUUCCUGGAUGCCUGUAAGAAGCUGGGUGUGUCACAGGACAAGCUGUGUUUACCCCACCAUAUCCUAGAGGAGCGUGGGCUGGUGAAGGUGGGUAUGACCGUGCAGGCUCUACUGGAGCUGCCGGCCUCCAAGCCCACCCAGCUGUCUGCUGUCUAACAGCAGUCUGGACACUGCCUCAACCCCCCACCCAGCCCAGUCCAGCCUUCCACAACCCAGCCCUUCACCCCACAGAGGAGGGGGCUUCCAGCCUGCUCCGCUCAUCACAGGGACCAGGGACCCCUUAGGGGGCGAGGGCUGGGGGCUGCAGGGAGUCCAUUGCCAGCUGACUGAGCCAAGAGAGGGAGGGGUUAACUAAGAUCCUCCACCUUUCCUAUAUGAUGUCAGCUGGGACCUGCCUCCCAUCCAUUGGAUUGUUAGCUACUGUCAUGUCCUCCCCCAGGGGACCCUACUGUACUGUGUGUGUAGCGUACCAGUGUGGCUGUCUGUGUGACCUGUGUGACCUGCACAGUGUGGACUUUAUGAGAGCUGGUGAACCCAAAGCCAGAUCAGAGGUCAGACUAAGGAAUGAAUCACAGUGAAGAUGAAGACCUGUCUGUCCCCAUGGUGAUAUUGAUUGGCCCAUGCUCAGACACUUUUGAACCUCGUGGUGCGAACACUGAAUUCACUGGGUUUACAGCACUCAGUAUUGAAGACAUUGGUAGUGAAGUGAUAGCAGAUUUAAAGGCAUGUACUCACUCUUUCACUCAGAACUGAACUGCAUGCUGGGCGAACCAGCCACACCACAUCACUCAAGUGGUCCUGACACCCUGACUUUUCUUUUUAGAACAAAUUAGUUUUCAAAGGGGAUAUAUUUGUAAAGAUCAUUGUGUUAUAUCACAAUAUACCUAUGAUAUCCCAGAGGUAAAGCUUGGGACAUCCUAAGUGGUGCUUUACCUCAGAGGAGCCAGCAGUAGCCAAGCACAGGUUAUACACACUUCUUACAGUCUGCAUUUGAGAAUAAUUAUUGUACUACCAAUAACAGUGCCAUUCGAGGGAAGAAUGCUAAGCUUACUUUUAAAAGCAUGGUAUCCAUGAUUCCGAUUUUCUCCUGCAGCACAUCUGUGGUGAAGGGAGGCUGCUCUGAGGUGCUUCAGAUGUGGUAUUAGUAGCUCACCCCUGUACGGUAUACGAGAGAGCCAUCCCACUGCCACUGUCAUCCCACUGCUUUGAUCAUACCACGUGUGCUUAUUUGAAUAGGACUUGUUGAAAGCACAUGGUUAUUUAGUUUGGAUAUUGUACCAUAUACACUUAUAAUGCUGAGAUGGUAUCUUUUGGUAAUUUGAUGUAGUGAAACAGUUCUCUUUUAAUGUUGACAUAUUUAUUCUUUACAUUUAUAACUCACUCCUCUAGUUGGAUUCACAACUGCAAAACGUAAAGUAAGGAACACAACAGAAAUAAUGAGGAAAUCCCAUAGAUCAUCGUUCAUCACUCCAGUCCUCCAGUUCCCCAACAGUUCAUAUUUUUGUUGUUACCCUGGACCAACACACUUGAUUCAAUUUGUCAACUAAUCAGCAAGCCCUCAAUGAGUUGAAUCAGGUGAUUAGUCUGGGACUACAACAAAAAUAUGUACUGUUGAGGGUACUUGAGGACUGGAGUUAGCAAGCACUGCCAUAGAUGAAUCUGGACCACUGAACUAAUUUAAUCAGGAAAAUGAUUUAUCUAUUUAUGUAUUCUAUUUAUAUGCUUUGUUUGUUUGUUUUUCACCCCUGACGACCCCUUAAGUUAUGUGACAAGAGUUUGCAGCUCCAAACUGGUGAUAUUUUCUUGCUUUAAGCUUUGGUGUUUGUUCUUGGCCACAGUUUACAUGUUCAUUGUCUCAAAAAGUCUGAUUCAAUUAACCUCACAUUGCAGGAAAUUCCAGAUGCAGUUUCACUUAAAGGAGUUUCAUUUUGUUUCUGCCAGUAAAUGUAGACUUCAAAUAUGCUUUUGUGUGGUACAGGAACAAUGGUAUUUUUGUCUGCAAUGUCUGUUUGAUUGAAUCAGUGUUGCUCACUGAUAAAUAUUUAUACUGAACAAAAAUAUUAACACAACAUGCAACAAUUAGUUACAGUUCAUAUAAGGAAAUCAGUCAAUUUAAAUAAAUUCAUUAGGCCCUAAUCUAUAGAUUCCAUGUGAUGUGGAAUACAGAUGCAUCUGUUGGUCACCUUAAAAAGAAAAAAAGUAGCAGUGUGGAUUAAAAAAAAACAGUUUGUAUCUGGUGUGAUCACCAUUUGCCUAAUGCAGCGUGACACAUCUCCUUCACAUAAAGUUGACCAGACUGUCUAUUAUGGCCUGUGGAAUGUUGUCCCAUUUGCUGGAUAUUGGCGGGAACUGGAACACACUGUUGUAAAUGUCGAUCCAGUGCAUCCCAAAUAUGCUCAAUGGGUGACAUGUCUGGUGAGUGUGAAGGCCAUGGAAGAACUGGGACAUUUUCAGCUUCCAGGAUUUGUGUACAGAUCCUUGCGACAUGGGGCCAUUUAUUAUCAUGCUGAAACAUGAGGUGAUGGUGGCAUAUGAAUGGCACAACUAUGGGCUCUUGUCGCGGUAUCACUAUGCAUUCAAAUGUGACCCACCACCUGGAUUCAGUCCUAUGUGGCAAAAUUUAAAAUGAUGUUUUUUACAUAGAAGUAGAGACUCCGAGCUAGGAAAUGGUAUAUAAUACACUGCAGUUGAGGAACAGUGAGAAAAUGAUUCUGCUUUGAAAGUUGAUAAACUUGUAACCCCAUUUUUGAGGAAAUGGUCUGUGAAUAUUUUUGGUACACCUACUGGAGGGGUCUUCUGUGACUACAACCAUUCAGCAUCAUUCACACCCUCCUAAGCCUUAGCCCCAUCCAUCUCUAUAAGGAUUCACUGUGUAGAAAACAACCAAAGAUUUCAAGACUAAAAGUGGUGAAAGUAGUAGCAAAAAGUAAUAGUAAAAAUAAACUAGUCCUUGGUCUAUAUCCUAAUCUGACUUUGGUGCAGGUCAUGUUGUUCUUCACAUUACCGUCUCUGGUGUACCCACACAAUAUCAAAUAAAGCCUAAGUUUAUUUGUCACAUGCACAGGAUACAGAAGGUGUAAACGGUAGAGCGAAAUGGUUACAUCCAUGGUGGAGUCUGUUGUUUAGACAUGUAGCUAGCUAGCUAAACAAUAAACCAUAAUCCAAAUUAUAUUGCUGCGUUCAAAACAACUGGGAACUAAAAAAAACUCAGACGGGGAAAAAUCCAUUUGAAUGGUCAUCCAACUCGGAAUUCCAACUCUUGAACUCGGGCCUCUUUCUAGAGCUCCUGCACAAUUCAUACACGUAAUGUUAGCUAGCGAGCCAGCUAACAUUAGCUAGCUAGCUAACAGUAUGCUUUAACUUGCAUUGAAAAUGACUUUCUGACAAAAUUAGAAAUGUAUAAUAUCUGAAAAUGUAGCUAGACAUAUACCCGUAUAUACAUGGAUGAACGCUUCUCCCUUUGUCAUAGAUGCUAUGGUUGCGCUUAGUUUGAAGAUGUAAUCUGGAGGGAGGUGUUUUAUACAACAGCCUUCUUUCUGUGUUCCCUUUUUGGACUCCCUACGCAUUUGGCAAUCAUCUCUUUGAUUCCACCGGGCAUUCCACUGAUUUCAAAACUCUGACAACUUCUUCCGUGACAAUUACACCCUUUCUUCCCCACCUUUGUCAUCAGAAGACUACACUGUCUGGUUCAAUGAAAAUGUUUUUACCGAAAUCAGGGAUUUCCUCAGUGUCUCAGUGUCAUUUUCAGAGUCAGAGAGUCAGCAUGGCACGAUCAUCCUCCAGAAAGUAGUCUAUCACAACAUUUUCCCACUGAGCUUUGUUGAUAGCGCUAUUAACUUCAGGGCAGCAAUGCUGAGAGCAGUAGCUAAACCUUUUCAGUUCAUGAUAUCUUUCAAAAAAAGCAGCGGUAGACAGGAUUAUCCACACAUACUUAUAGACAGAAGCAUGCUACAUGGCAGACCAAUCCAAACUCAUCUCUCGGCAUGUCCAGCCCAGCCAUUAUCUCAGCCAAUCAUGGCUAAAGGGAAAGUUCCUGUAUUUUUCUGUAGCUAAACCAACUAGGCCCGUUAUUUAAAAAAAUAUAUAUGUAUUUACAGAUUGCAUACAAGUGGGUUAUUAAGGCAAAUGAAUGUUCCAGAAGGCAUUUCUGACCAAAAAAAAAACAUUUUUUAUUAUUUUUAUUUUUAUCCCUCACAUUUCAAGUAGUGAUGUGUGACAAGACAUAGUUUCUUGAAACGGGCCACAAAUUGCCAUCAAUAAAAUGCAAUUGUCCGUAUCUUAUGCCUGCCCAUACCCUAACCCAUCCGCCACCAUGGGGCACUCUGUUCACAACGUUGACAUCAGCAAACCACUUGCCCACACGAUGCCAUACACAUGGUCUGCGGUUGUGAGGCCGGUUGGACGUACUGCCAAAUUCUCUAAAACAACGUUGAAGGUGACUUAUGGUAGAGAAAUGAACAUUAAAUUCUCUGGCAAGAGCUCGGGUGCAACGCUCCCUCAAAAGUGAGACAUCUGUGGCAUUGUGUUGUGUGACAAAACUGCACAUUUUAGAGUUUCCUUUUAUUGUCCCCAGCACAAGGUGCAUGUAAUUAAUGAUCCUGCUGUUUAAUCAGCUUCUUGAUAUGUCACACCUGUCAGGUGAAUGGAUUAUCUUGACAAAGGAGAAAUACUCACGAACAGAGAUGUAAACAAAUGUGUGCCCACUAUUGGAGAGAAAUAAGCUUUUUGUGCGUAUGGAACAUUUUCUGUGAUAUUUUAUUUCAGCUGAUGAAACAUGGGACCAACAUUUUGCAUGUUGAGUUUAUAUUUUUGUUCAGUGUACUUAUGACACCUUCAAAUGAGGGGACUAGAUGCAUAAAGUACUUUUCAUUUCUAAACGGUAAAACCGAUAUGUAUGAAAAUACUUUCAAAUAAAAGGUGAAAUGAUUUAAUGUUGCCUCAUAUGAUCCAUUUUUAUCUCCAAUCCAAAAUGCUUGAGUAUAGAUCCAAAUUAUAGAUUUGAGCUUCACUGCAUUUAUAUUUGUGUUCCUCAUACAGAAACACACCAGCUACACUUUAUGUUGCUGGUGUUUCUGUUGUGUCCACUCCCGUGUUGAUGUCUGUUUUUUAUGUAACUUUGUCAGUGAAACAUAUCUCUUAUUAGUAGUGCCUGUACAACUCAUGAAUGUUAUCACUGGUUUUUAAUGUACCAAGUAUUUUACUAAUGACAUGAAGCUGGAACUAUAUAUAGUACAUUACAUGUCAAAUAUAGAACAUUGCAUUGUUUUAGUUAGCUUUGUGUCUGUCAAUUGGAACAUGCUUGGAUCAAUCAAUCACAUUUAUUUAUAAAGCCCUUUUUACAUCAGCACAAAGUGCUUAUACAGAAAUACACACUGAAAUUUGAGCUGGCCACAGAACCCUGCUCUGACAGGUUUAUGGGAAUUAAUCUCUGAUGUAUUUAAAUUUCCUUUGUAUAGUUUAUUUUCUAUGAUAUGAUGAUUGGUGGUUUCUGUAAUGUAUUAAGUUCUGCUGCCUCCCCUGUUUAGAAGGCCAUUCACCUGUCUGUGACCGCCCACCACACCCUACUGCAUUGACAUUAUCAUAACCAGAGCUGUUGAUGUCUCUGACUCAAAAACAGGUGACUGUGUUGCCAUUUUGCUAUCUCUAUUCUCAUUCCAGAAACAUGUAACAACAGCCAAUCCCCUCGUCUACUGACAAGUGCCAAGAAAAUCUGGCAACACUUCAACAAGGCAUACUUGUAAUUAUAGGCAUCAAGUAGCCAACUCAUAGUCAAUGUCAAUGUGACAAGACUCUACAAGUUGUUUUUGGGAGACAACAACCCAUUCUCUGAGCUUUUUUGAUAACAUAUCCUGACACAAGACACAAACAUGUACAAUUGUUUAUUGACAGAACAUAUCAGCUAUUGUUCCUUAUCCUUUACAUAAAACAACUUUCAAACAAGCCUUAUACUUCUGUAAGCCUAAUAGCAAAUUAAUUUGUAAUUUCCUAGUGGUUUCCAUGUCCGAACAUUAGUACAAGCUUUGUGUCAUGGUGUACUGUAUGUGAGAUAAACCCUGCAGCUAUUUCCUGCCCCCCCCCCCCAUCCAUCCAUCCAACCACAUUACAAGGUCAGUCUGCUUUCCCAAGUCUCUCACAUCUACAUCGCUCAUGCUGUUUUAAACUUUCAAUCUUUGAUUAAAAGAACGUGAAGAAUCAUCUACACGUUAUACUGCCGAGGAAGCAUUCUGAUGUAUUCUGUACAUACAAGUUUUGUAUUUUAAAGAAACUAAAUGCAUGCAAUGAUCCCAGAUGACUGAACCUCAUAUGUAAAUAUAUAUCCUCUAUAAAUUGUGGAGUGUUUCUCUUUUUAUAUAAAGGAAAUAGAAACAUUGUUUCAAGGGCAAAGGAAAAUAAAGUGAAAUUCUUUCGAA